CGCAUCCAUCCAUCCAUCACAAGCGGCACGUGAAUCCAUGACUUGCGCUUAGGCCACACUGCGAUGCGGGAGCCGAAACACUGACGACGACCCUACUGACCUGUACAUUUCUAUUCGACGUACUAUCUACAUCUGCGACCAUCUCAUAUCACGACCACGAACGCCAUCCGCGAUGCCCGCGCAGUCGUUGAUUGUGCCGACGAUCUUGCCUACCGGCACCCUCCAUUUUGCGGAAGUCGAGCACAGCGCCACGGCGCAGGACGUGAUCAAUGCGCUGCUGCUAGUCGCAGACUUGAAGAGCGAGAUACUGGGGGACGUGGAGGAGGGGGAUGCAGGGUGGGCUCUGCAGACGAUUAGGGUGGAACGGCCUGGACGGCCAUGGGAGGAGGUCGAGCUCGAGGCCUUGGGAGACGGCACGCUUGAUCCCACGACGCCCGUAGCCCCACUCGUAGAGACGACGACGAGCCCCCGACCCCCGAUGCAACGACACUUCUCCUCGUUCCCGAUGACCUCGCAUCUGCACAAUCCCGUUCUGCGCCUAGUUUCACUACAUCCAGCGCUAUCAGUAUCUUUCACCUUCGCGCGCGUCUGGGAGAUCCACGACACCUUUCUGUACAAGAUCUUCAUCUCUCGCAACACGACUGUUGCGGAAGUCAUCGAGGCUGCGGUUGAGGAGCUUGGAUUGGCUAAGACGCUGCCUAUACCCGGCGGAGGAAACUUGGACUAUGUAAUAGAAGAGGUCUGGGAAGACGGAGAGACUAAAGCAACCAAGCUCCCCGGCUCGUCAAUCAUGUAUAGAAUCGUCCGGACACCGUUCACCGCCAACCCUCUCUCGUCUUCCGCCACCCGCUCCUUCCGUCUGUGCGUUCCAGAUGAAUGGUACCGCAGGUCCAAGUCCCGCAGUGUCUCCGGUGCAUCAAUAGAACCCUCCGAGUCCACGAUCCGGCGCCUUGCCUCUCUGCAGGAGCAGGAGGAAGAGGACGAGGGAGAGGAUCAGGAGGGCACAGCCAAGCUCACCGACACUGUCGUUUCACCCCGAUCGAGCUCUGCCGAAGAACCCGCGCCCAGCAAUCGAUUGUCGAUGAUGUUUGAUGGAUGGCUGCGAGGGGGCCCGAGUCGGGAUAGUGUUGUGGUCCCAACCUCGGCAGCGGAGAACCGCAAGAGCAUCGUGAGCGAACCGAAGCUUGUGCCGCACUUCACCGGCGGCGGACUAAAUGAUGCGGAUCCUGCUGAGGAGGAUCAAGGAUUCGACGAGGCUGCGUUCGAAGCCAUGCUUGACGACCUGGGUCUCAAAGGCGACAAACGAACGGCGAUGCACAACAUGGCGCCAGAGAGGAAGCGCUAUCUGCUCGGGCAAAGCCGACAGGCCAAGCCUAAGGCUCAUGCGACACCUCCGAAAGCCGCCGGCUACGCCCAGUCGUACGGCCCAUCGAGUGCAGCGGCCCUGCUUCCUAGGCUGGUGCCGCAGCUGACUGGCGAUGGGCUCAUGAAACGGUUCUCGAUGACGGGCUGGGGCGCCGCAUCACCCCUCUCAGAAUCCGGAAACUUCGACCCCGAGCCCGAGGUGGCACCCGCCGCAGAGGAAAUCGCACCCCUGCAAGCGCAAAGCACGGGGGGCCUGUGGAGCAGCUGGUGGGCGUCGUCAGGUGGCGACAAGGGCACCAGCGGCUCCAAGGAGACGAGCAAAUCGGCGAAAUGGUACGUUGAUGGCCUGCGCUCGAGCAAGCCCGACGUCAGGCUCGUGAAACACCUCAUCUCGCUCCGGGUACAUCUUUCGACGGCCAAGUUGCUCUGGAUUCAAGAGUUCGUCGGGGAUGAGCAUGGCUUGGAUGUGCUCGGGACGUUGCUAGCUGGGCUGGUCGCCAAGGGCGGCAAACGACGGACUCUGACGGAGGUUGAGACGACUGUGCUUCAUGAAGUGAUCAAGUGUUUGAGAGUACUACUUAACACCGAGCCCGGAUUCAACCAAGUUCUGGGAUCGCCGGCCAUCAUCACACACAUCGCAUACUCCCUCCACGCAGCGACACCAAAACUGCGCAGUCUCUCUUCAGAAUUGCUGGCGGCCAUCUGCGUGCUGUCACUGACGGAAGGCCACAAGGCCGUUCUCGCCGCCCUGUCCGACUACCGAGUCGAAUUCGAAGAGUCCUUCCGCUUCGAGGGACUCAUCGCCUCGCUGCGGUUGCCUGAUCCGGCGACGGAUGUGGAGAGCGACGACGGUCUCGAGAUGAGCGCGAGCGAGGAGGACGGCGCGUGGGAAGCGAGGACUGCGUCCAUGGCGCUGAUCAACGCGCUGACGAACUGCCCCGAGGCACUCGAGGACCGCGUCAUGCUCCGAGAAGAGUUCGGACGGCGGGGCCUGAACGAAGUCGUUGUGGCUCUGCGGUACAUCAAACCCCCGGAUACUCUGCUUACGCAACUAGACGUCUACACGGAAGAAAAGUUUGAAGACGAGCAGGACAUGCGCGAGCGUGCGCGUGACCUGAUGAGCCGGUCGCAAGAAAGGGGAUCGUCGGAGUCGGCGCUGGAGAAUCUCAUAAGGCUGGCUAAGCAGCACGGGGAGUUGUAUCCGAUGAUGAUUGAGAUUAUGAACCACUACGGCCAGAUCCUCGAGAAAGAUAUCGGGAUGCAACUGAAGGCGGACUUGUUCAAGAUUCUGGAUCGGUUUGUGGAGCAGGCGGCGAUGCUGGAUGAUUUCGACGACGGCUGGCAGCUUUUCAUGAAGCGUUUCGCAGCUUCCGUUGUGCACAUCACGGGCCAAGAACUCGAGGUUAACGCGCCUUCGGAUUCCGCAUCGAGUUCUAUCGCUGAGCAAGAGCUCGAGUCUCUUAGGACUAAAUAUGAGGAGCUGAGCGACGAGCGUACCGAGCUGAGGAACAAGCUAAAUCAGCAAAUCGCUGAGAUGAACACGCUGAAGAGUCUACCGCUGAACCUGCAAGUUCCCAACACCAAGUCCAGCGGCAAGAGUGGCGAGAACUUCCAUGGACUGGUGCAGCGACUGGUCCAGAAGGAGAAGCAGGUGCUCCAGCUCCAGGCCGAGGUAGAUCGCUUUAAGGCUCAGAAUCCGGGCGAAGCUAGGGAAGCGGACGAUCGGGCGAAACGGGAGCGCGACAGAGCCAAGUGGAACUCGUUGAAUGAUGAGAUUGCCAAGCUCAAGACGAAGAACGCCGAACUCGAAUCCGCUGGGGCUUUCAAAGAUAAGGAGAUCACGUAUCUGAAGCGGGCGCUCGAGUCGGUCUACACGCGCUUCAUCUCGCGGGAAGAGUCCAAGGAGGAAGCAGAAAUGGACGCCGCGAUGAUGGCAUCGCGCACGAUCGACAGUUUGACGCGCAAAGACGAAGAGAUCGCGGCUCUGGUGGUCGAGGUCAACGAGCUCCAGGCCAAACUAGCGGCCAAACCCGCCAUGACAGAGAAAGAGUUCAAAGCUGCUCACGCGCCGCCACCUCCCCCGCCGUCCAAACGCGCGUCAGUCAAGACGAAUUCGCCCCGGUCGCCCCCGCCCCCUCCGCCGCCUCCACCGCCCAGGCCGCCGACGCGGUCUGUCACGCUUCCCGAGUUGGGAACGACAGCCCAGUCUUCGCCUCCUCCGCCCCCGCCGCCUCCAGCCCCGCCCAGUCCAUCCUCGAUGCCAUCAUCGCCUCCGCCCCCACCACCCCCACCACCACCGGUUACUGGGAAUGCGCCGCCUCCGCCUCCUCCGCCGCCCCCACCGUCGACAAUCGGUGUCGCAGCACCGCCACCGCCUCCACCGGGCAGCGGGGCACCACCCCCGCCGCCGCCUCCGAGCGCGUUCCGAUCCCCUGUCAGGGUCUCGAAGCCGGCCAAACGGCUGAAGCCCUUCUUCUGGAACAAGGUGAAUGCGGCGGGCGGCUCUGUGUGGAACGACAUCGGCGCUGGGUUUGAGUUCAAGAUGGACGAUCUGGAGGCCACGUUCACGCUUGACAACACGCCGACGACGCCGUCCCAGCUGCGCGCCAGUCCGAAGAGGCAGGCGGUGACGACGCUGCUGGAUAUCACCAGGGCGAAUAACAUUGCGAUUAUGUUGUCGCGCAUCAAGAUGGGAUUUCCUGACAUCAAGCAGGCGUUGCUGGAUUUGAACGACGAGAAGCUGUCAGUGGACGAUCUGAAGGCGAUCAGCAAGCAGCUGCCCACCGCAGAGGAGAUGGGGCGGAUCAAGGAUUUUGACGACGACUUGGGCAAGCUGGCCAAAGCGGACCAGUACUUCGGGCAGGUGAUGACGAUCCCACGUUUGUCCGAACGGCUGGAAUGCAUGCUGUACCGACGUAAGCUUGACUUGGACAUCGAGGAGAUCCGGCCAGAGCUGAACAUCCUGCGCAAUGCGUCGCACGAGCUGCGGUCGUCGCUCAAGUUCAAGCAGGUGCUGCAGGCCGUGCUGGCGCUCGGCAACGCGCUGAACGGGUCGACGUUCCGGGGCGGAGCGCGCGGGUUCCAGCUGGAGGCGCUGCUGAAGAUGAAGGAGACGAAGACCGCGCGCGGGGGCGCCGACUGCCCGACGCUGCUGCACUACUUGGCCCGCGUGCUGAUGCGCACGGACGUGUCGCUCGUGAACUUCAUCGAGGAGAUGCCGCACCUAGAGGCGGCGGCGCGCGUGUCGCUGCAGACGGUCGCGCAGUCCGUCGCGACGCUCGUGGCGGGGCUGGCCCAGCCGUUUGCGGGGCAGGUGGAGCCGAGUGUGGUGGCGCUGAAGAACAUGUCGCAGUCGUUGGACACGGAGCUGCGCUCGCUGCUCGCGUAUUACGGCGAGACACCCGAGACGACCUCGCCCGAAGACUUUUUCGGGCUGAUCGUGUCGUUCUCGACGCUGCUGCAGAAAUGCGCACUGGAGAUGGUGGACAAGGCUGACUUCAAGACACCCGCGGUCGUAACCACCGCUCCGGAGGAGCCGGCUUCUGAAGCCGGCUCGUCGACGAUCAAGGCUGCACCGGCAGCGGCAGGCAACUCGCUCGUCCCGCCGCCGUCGCACACGCCCAAUUCGCAGGGCCGGUCUGUUGGACGUGGGGAUCUCGACCAGGCGAUCAGGAGCAUGCGGGAUGGGAAACGGAGGACUGUCGGAGCAAGGCGUAUCACCUCGGGGAGUAUCGGGUCGAUCAAAGACUAUAAGACGCAGCGGUGGUAUCCCUACAAGUUUCAAUCUACAAACCAACCAGCAAUGCCGCCCCGCCCUUACUUUGCACUACUUCCAAUCGGCGUCCUCGGCGUCCUCUACUACCAACACAUACGCCUGAGCGCGAAAUACCCCACGCGCCGUAUCCCGCCGCACCUCGAACUGAGCGCCCAAAGCCUGAGCGGGACGGCGCCUGCGUCCGGAGGGGCGUGGAAGGCGGCGCAUGCGGGGGACACGUGGACGGCGCAGGUCCCGCGCCGGCUCGUGCUCACCGCCGCCGCGCGCGCCGGAGGGGAGGAAUCUGAAUCCGCCGGCGAGGCGGAUGAUGAUCUGGCGGUGGGCUUCGCGCGGGCGUUCUGGGGUAGCUGGUGGCUGCGGCUCGAGCCGCGGAUCAUCGAUGUGCUCGAGGGCGUGCUGAGGCUCGGCGUGUUCUCGAGACGGGAGGGCAGUCGCGGGGAGCACCCGGCUGGGUUUGUGCCUGGGGAGCAGGUCAUGACGGGAUAUUUUUUUGUCGAGUCUCAUGAGGAGCGACCGAAGAUCCUCCCGAACGCGGCUGUGCUACACGGGCCUAUCAUCGUCUCCUGGUGGCUCCAACCGACUCCUCCGUCCCCGAAACCGGGCCUGCUGGGUGGAUAUCACUCGUUCUCGGUCGAAGACUCCGAUCCAGAUUCGCCGCUGGUCACGCUGCAAUUCACGUCCACGCUCACGAUGUCUGGCUCGAAUCCUUCAGGGGAUUCGACGAUGCCCAGCGCCCAGUUGGCGGGUCUAGAUCUACGGCAGAGCAUCAUCAUGAGGUUCCACACGUUGUACUCGAGACUCUUGCUGGACUCGGCUGUGAGGCGACUGGAGAGGGGAGUCUAGAAUUAUUUAAUUAUUAGUGUAUUCGCAAACUACUAUGCUGCAUUUCGAUAAUCAAUCUACGCGUCAAGCGAAAUCAUGUGAUCGCGUUCGUUCGCCGCGGCAUCAGCCGGCUCUCCGCUCGUUACGCGCAUCACGGCCCCCAUCAUCGCGUCCGAGCAUGUGCCCGGACCCUUAUAGCUGCUGCUUAUCCGCACUCUCCCAGCGCAGACCAGACCACACCCACCUCCGCCAUGGUCUUCUCCUGCCUACCAUUCCUGGGCCGCCCGACCAACGCAGCUCUCGAUGCGGCCGACGUGCCUGAGAAGUCGUCCCGAAUGGGCGCACGACCAUCAGCACCGUCCUAUCGCGCCGCCCUACGCGCGUCGGGCGCCGGCUCCGCUGCAGCCCUGGCGGAGCUCCGCGCGCUGAUGACCGAGAACAAGCUCGAUGCGUACGUCAUCCCCAACGAGGACGAGCACGGGAGCGAGAUCCCCGCGUCGAGCGAGCUGCGGCGCGGGUUCAUGACCGGGUUCCACGGCACCGCAGGGCUCGCGGUCGUCACCCAGGACGAGGCGCUGCUGUUCACGGACAGCCGGUACUGGAUCGCCGCGGAGAAGGCGCUGGACCCGGCCCUGUGGACGCUCAAGAAGCUGGAUCCGCGCGCGCUGGUGCCGGGUGGGUUCCAGGACUUCCUCGUGACUCUCCCCGCCGGCUCGCGCAUCGGCGUCGACGCGCGGCUGAUCCCGCCGUCGCUCAAAUCGACACUCGACGCGGCGCUGCCGGCGGGCUCGCGGCUCGUGUGCCAGCGCACGAACCUCGUCGACGCGGUGUGGACGGACAAGCCCGUGCGCUCGACGGAUGCCGUAGUCGUCCACCCGCUCAAGUUCACCGGGCGCGGCAUAGAGUCGAAGCUCGCGGAGCUGCGCGCGGCCAUCGCAGAGGCGGGCGCGGGCGCGUACCUCGUGACGCCGCUCGACGACCUCGCGUGGCUGGUGAACCUGCGCGGGAACGACACGUUCAACCAGCCGUUCUUCUACGCGUACAUGUUCGUCUCCGCGGCGGAUGCGGUGCUGUUCAUCGACCCGCGGAAAGUCAGUCCCGAGGUCGAUGCGUAUCUGACUGCCGCGGGCGUGCGGACCGUGCCGUACGGCGAUGUUUGGGACUUUUUGAAAGCGGAGAAGGCGGAAAACCCGAAGAGCGCUGUGUUGGUGGAUCCCAAGGCGUCGUAUGCGGUGAUAGAGGUCCUGGGGGACAAGGCCAAGAUCAUCCCGUCUCCGAUCAACAUCUCGAAAGCAGUCAAGAACGACGUCGAGAUCCAAGGGUUCUACAAUGCGAAUCUCCGUGACGGCGUCGCCAUGGUCCGCUGGUACGGUUGGCUCGAGGAGCAAGUGGUCAAGAAGAACAAGGUCGUCACCGAGUAUGAGGCCGAGCGCAAGCUGAACGAAUAUCGGUCCUUCGAAGAAUAUUGGGGCGGUGACGCGAGCUUCAUCAGGUCAGGAUUCGUACUUGCGUGUCCCACGGCGUGCUGAUAAGGCGAGCCCAGUGCUUAUGGGCCCAGCGCGGCGCUUCCUCAGUGCGCCAAAGCUGGUAUUCCACUGACAUUGGAGACUGAGUUGCGUGCAGUUACGAGGCUGAUCCAGAAGACUGUUUGGUCAUUGGCAAGCAUGCACCUUAUCUUAUGCAAGUCCGCGUCUGCCCACUUGAUACCCGGACGCUCAACUGUGAUGAUGUGCAGUGACUCGGGACAGCAAUACCUCGAUGCGACGAUUGACACGACCCGGACGGUGCACUUUGGGAAGCCGACUGCAGAGCAUAAACGAGCCUUCACGCGGGUUCUGCAAGCGCACAUCGCCAUCGAUGCGUUGACCUUCCCCGCUGGGACGAUGGGCACCGCUCUGGACGGAAUCGUCCGCCACCACAUGUGGAAGGACGGGAUGAACUUUGGGCAUGGCCCGGGGCACGGUAUCGGAAGCUACGGAGUCGUGCAUGAGAGUUCGACUGGGAUUAGUACUCCGUUCGCACUCCAGCCUGGACACGUCGUCACGAACGAGCCCGGUUUCUACGACGAGGGCAAAUUCGGAUGCCGAAUCGAGUCGACCAUCGUGGUCGUGAAGAAGAAGACUUACCGCGAGUUUGGCGGCCCGAUCUGGAUGGGUUUCGAGCGGUUCACCAUGGUCCCGAUUCAAACGAAGCUGGUCGACCUCGAGAUGCUGACCAAGGACGAGCGCAAGUGGCUGAAGGAGCACAACGAGCUGUGCUACAAGAGACUGCGGCCUUUGCUCCGCAAGGUGAAAGACAAGCGGGCGGAGGCUUUGUUGGGCGAUUUCUUCUGAUUGUUGUCGCUGCUAGUAAGUAUUGUCUUGUACAGGAAGGCUUUGUUGGAUCUCCCUGAGCGUUGGUCUGGUCUGGGCUGUGGGCGCGGUAGUCGUGCUGUGUAUGAUACGCCAAGAAAAAGAGGGAAAAGUGAACGACCGUUAGCCCACCGGGGGGCUCGAACCCCCAGCCUUAAGAUAUCCGCAGACUGUCCCAAGUUCCAACCACACAGGAGACAUAAGAGUCUCACGCUCUACCGAUUGAGCUAGGCGGGCACCUGCGCUGAUGCGCCCGGCGGCGGUCAUCAUGUGACGGAGCCGUUUUGAUAGUGCAGAUAAUGAUAAUAUUAGAGACAACAAUAUAAACCUCCAGUACAUAAUGAUCCCAAUUAGACGCCAGAGUCGACGCUCGACUCCAGAGGCAGCAUGUGGCCCAUGCGGAGGACCUUGGUGCGCAGAUACUUGUCAAGGUCCGGGCCGUGCACUGCCUGGCCUCCGAUGAGGGUGGCCCCGGCAGCGUGGGCCAGCUCCUCCAGGCUCGGGUCGCGUGCUUGCCAGCUGCGGGGGACCAUGGCCACGCGGUCUGCGAUGUAGAUGCCCUCCUUAUGGAGGGCCUCGACUUUGUCCGGGUUGUUCGUCAGGAGCCGCACGCCCUCACCCUGGUUUGGCCCCUCGCCCAGCCCCAGAUCCCGCAUGAUGGCAGCGGCGAUCUCGUACCCCCGCUCGUCGGCCUGGUGCCCGAGCAUCAGGUUUGCUGUGACGGUGUCGUGGCCGAGAUCCUGCAGGUUGUAUGCCCGGAUCUUCGAGAGCAGGCCGAUGCCGCGGCCCUCCUGGCGCAUAUAGACCACGGCGCCACGUCCGGGGAUGGUGACCGUCCUGCCCGCUGCGUCGAACGUCACGGGCUGCGAGAUCCUCCGGAUAGCCUCGUCCAGCUGCUCGCCACAGUCGCACCGCAUGCUGCCCACCGUUUCGCCGGUGAAACAUUCCGAGUGGAUGCGGACCAGCGGAGGGGGCAGAUUCCCUAUCGGCGUGUGUUUCGAUGUGGAAGGCUGUGAGGCAUGGUGCGAAUCGGCUGACAGCUGGCCGACGUAGGCGCCCCGAAUGAUGCGGUCCAUCUCGGUCUCGUUCUCGUCCCAGACGGCAUCCAGGGAGCGCGAGCGGAUAGCAGGCGCGACGAAACCGGCGGCAUCGGCGGCAUCGGCGUACUGCGCGGAGUCAAUCACGAGCGCCAAGUGCUCCUUGUUGUCCCGCGUGUUGUGGUACAGAUGCAGGAAGGCGGGCCCAUGUGGUGUCGGGAUGCGAGUCCGCGCCAUGCAUUUCACCUGCACCGGCUUCGCACGCUCCGCAUUCUGGACGGCCUUGGUGCGCGCCGUGUCGGUAGGGGAGGCGACGACUGACAUGCGCCGCUUUUUCGUCGGCGCGGCCGUCGCUACGGCACUGUCGUCGUUCUCCUUCGAUUCCUCCGGGAUCAGGCCCUGUUGGAUGCGCUGCCGUCUCGGGGCCUGUCGGCUCACAUACGUGAGAGGCCGUUUGAUCUCCUUGUAGUCGGUAAUGGGGACGGGAACGCCAGGGAAGAAGUCGUGGUGGUAGUGGUUGCGGGUAACAUGGGGGCCCGAAGCUGGGGUUCCAGGCUCAGGAAUGGGAAAGGCGGAGAGCCGCAAGGAGACUCACCGACUGCAGCAGCCAUGAGAAGCGGAUCGAGGGCAGCGUCCCGCCGGGAAAACUUUUGUCUAUGAGUGGGUGUAGUGGGUGCAGUAAGCACCUCGAGGAGAGCCGCGUCGCCAAUAUUAUCGAAAAGAGAGUGCAUUUCCGGCAAAGUUAUAAGGACAAGAACGAGAGUCGCGGUUCAAAUACAAGCACUGGUCAGCAAAGACUAAGCAGGAGCUAAGCUUACCGUAAGCGCCGGGGACCCGAUGGGUCUUGUCAUCAGCUGGUGUCAGAAGACAUGACAUUGUUUGUAUAAGCGAUCAAAUGCCCCUAUUCUUCUCGUUCUCGAAUGUUCAUCAGAGGCGGGGUACAAGUAAGCAGCUGCGACAGACGCUAGACAGUGGAACCCGUUGUAUGAUUUGCGGGAGUGAGUGAAUCGUUAGGCGCUGCGAAUACCUAUGCAUUGGCCCCAAUAUAAGAAUAGUCCAUAAUCAUCUAGAGACAAGCUUGUCACGGACUCGGAAAGAGAAGCUCUUUCCGCUCCAUCUCCUUAUGCUGGGGAGCGUAUGUGCGAUCAUUAAGUCCACCCAAAGUCCACCCCGACGGGCCAUUUCUCAAGUCAUCCCUCGGAAUGUCAGAAUGAAAGGCCGAGCUCGUGAGAUCGUGGCAACGUCGUAUAAGAUAGGGAGGGAAUGAAUGGCCUGUUCAAUCAGACUCCUGCCGUCCACAGGCCAUCUUAAUGCAAGCCCUGGCUCGCUAAAAUUAUCAGCGAGGAUGCAUGAUGCCGAUCAUGAAUGAUCGCUUACAUAAUGGGAUCACAAUGUAAUCCCUCCUUUUUCCGAACUUCUCCAACUGCUAUGGUUGCUCGAGUAUGAGAUGCGUCUUUCGCUGAUUCUUCUUCUUUCCGGUACAUUCUCUAUCGUUCAUGCUCUUCCCUCCGUGACCUCCAGGACUGAGGACAGCGAUGAAAUAACAAGCAGGUCGUCGUCUGCGCAUCCCGGAACGACGAGUUUUCUUUCCCACACCUCCCAGUCUGCAUCCCCCUCGCACAAACCCACGUCCGAAUCAACCCGGCAUGUGUUCUCCGCCCACACUUUACCUCCUCAGUACAGCGACCGGCCAGUCGGGAAUCCGCAGCCAGUGCCAACGCGCACUUUCGAACCUAGACCGAGACCGACAACACCCUUCCAAGAUCCCCGACACCAUGUGUCAAUCUCGGGUCUCAUCGUCAAGAUCAUCGGGAUUUUCUGCGCGAUUAUGACCCUUCUCGCGGUGUCCCGGUGCAUAUACAUAUACCGAAGGACUCCGCAGCGAGACCGCGUGCUUGCGGUCAUACACCGACAUCAACUACAGCGGGAGAUGGAGGAGUUGGAUCGCAAUCCGCCUGAACGACGCCGGUCGCUGGUCGAGCCUCCGCCGCCAUACCUGGGCCGACCACCGGAGUAUACGACAGACGAGACCACGCGGCUCGCUUCUCCCCGGCACAGUUCUUCGUCCGACGAGUUGCACACACCGGAAAUGCGGGAGCGGUGACAGCAUGUUAGCGAUCCGUCGACUCGUCACCGCGUGGAGAUCCAUCCCGCAGCGCAAACCUGUUGCGACCGGCCAUUUUAUUUCUGCGAAAAGCGGUCGGCGGAGCAUGCGUGCCAUUGCAAGGUGUACUACCAUCAUCUGGGACUUUGUAUCAUAUCAUUCAUGGACUCGGCAGUACAUCAGAGGAAUCGCGUGGAACUGUUCGGUACUUAUCGUGAAGCUGUUGAAACGUUCAGGGAUUGACAGGUUGGGUGGCUAUGUGUCCAUGAUCACUCGCUAACUGUGCUGAUCCCCUCGCGACCUGCUUUGCAGUCACCUCGAAGAUCGCGGGCUUUUCACCCCGCUUUCGCACGCGAUCGGACCGUUCUACCCCUAUCCUCCUUGACUGCGAGCCACUGCCCUCUCCUCGAUCGCAAAUUUGUCUCGUGCGACGGCUUUUGCCCCUCCUUAUCGCUCCCAAUGACCCGUUCGGAUUGCCACGAAGGAUUGCAGAUUCUUGCGGCCAGUCUCCAAUUCCUAGGUCCAGGCAACCAGUACUUUGUAUGAACCAAUGGGAUGUCUGUGUGUCUUUGAGCCCGCUCCGGCAAACUCUUCCUGAAGCCGAACGUUGACCCUGUACGUUAUCCACGUUUCCGGAUAGACCGACCUCUACGUCGUCUGUCCGAUCUUCGCACUUCGCCGGCGGAUGAACGCAUUUGCGAGAGGAUGCAUCAUGACGAGUUCCGAGGCCUGCGCCCCGCGGAAGCAAUCACAGAGAACGUAUAAAAACCCAAAAUUGAUUGCACCAGCAGCCCAUUCAAACCUUUUGGCAUGUCUGGCUCAGACUGAAUCUCCCAGUCAUCUUGGUGAAGUGAUCUUUGAUCAGACAAUUGCGUGUAAAAGCAAUCCUGGAAAGUGUACGGGUGGAGAUAAGGUGUUAGACGCGGUCUGAUCCUGUUAAGAGCCAUUAUCAACGUGUUCGACGCCCCCCGCAGGUGACUGAGGAUAGCGGAGAAUCAUCCGUGGGAUUUGCCGCGGUCACAGAGACGGCGUUCACUCCUGAUAUUUGAUGGCAGAGGUCGUCACAAAUAAACAACUUCAACUUCUCUUUCUGCCAAGGGACCCACACUCAGUCCUGGGCAUGGACUUGCCCACUGAGUCCUUUCGGCCAUCCCGCUCCGUUCCAAAUGGCAAUCAGAUAAUACCCGGGAGCACGCUGCAUGCUCAAACUCGAGAAAAAGUGGUCGAAAUCCUCGCCAACACCGCAAACGGAUGUCUAGACGAGCUUGGAUUGUUCCCCGGGAUCAAACAACGAUACGAUGAAUUGCUGAAGGCCCACGAGCAAGCAAACAGGGCGAAUGAUGCGUUGUGGCGGGAUAAUGACAAGCUCGUCCAGUCCUGUUCUCAUCUUCGGAACAAGUGUACACAGUACCAGAGGGACAAUGUCAAGUUGUACGAAGACAACAGGACUCUCGUUCAGGAGCGCUCCCAUAUCUGCGGCGAGAAUGAGCAGCUCAAAAAACAGAAUAUGGUGUACGCGCGAUCUACUACACACUACGAGGUGAUGGGUGCCUAUGCUGCGUUGCAACGGGACAUGCAAGCGGCCGUGAACGAGAACGAGCUUUUGAAGCACGCUGUGAAAGAUCUGCAGAACAGUCUACACCGGUCGGGGGCAAACCCUGCAAUUAUCCAAUCUGCUGUUCCGGUGGACGUUCAUUCCCAUGGGCCCCCUCACGUUCCGGCUUCUGGAAUGCCAGAACUCCGAAUAAGCACGCAUGUUACAAGUCAGGUACCCAUCAUUAAUCGCUUCUCGUCGCUGUCACCAACCCUUCUUCAGAAUAACCAUCCCCCUCUGCGCCGAUCUUCCAUGCCGAUGUCGAUGCCACAGACCAUGGCUGGUCUGGAGCAGGGUUCCCGGUCGAGCUCAGGUUAUGUGCCACAUAAUGCUGUCCGUGGGGGUAACGCGAUUCCCAACAUCACUCAACCUUCACGAACAGCUUCUGGCGCUGGGACGUCUUCGCGGCAACAUAGGCCUCCGCUCGUUCCCUCAAUGCCCAUGUCUGCUCCGCAGAUGCCGCUCCACUUCCCUCCUCCUCUUCGGUCAUCACACUCAACCAGCCCCCAGCAGCCUGGUCCUUCACUAAAAUCCUGGCAUCCGGUCAUGCGGCGGCCUACUGACCCUAUGCUCAGCAAUAUAGCGCGCCCUUUGUCUUCCGGCUCAUUGCCACCGCAAACACCCUCGCCAUCUUCUCCCGAAUUUCCUGGUCACGCACCUGUAGAGAUGCAACACCGUCCGACCGUCCCUGCAUCGCGCUCGGCGCCAUCGACUGUUCCGCGUCCGCAUAUAUCCACACCGACACAGUCUCAGCCCCCCUCAUCUCUACAUAUAAUGACCCAGGCGACCAAUCGAAAUUCUGGGCAUCUGCCCGCUGUGGGGACAGUCCAGUCCCCUAUCGUUCUGGUAGACAGUCUGCUCUCGCGGCGACCAGAGUCACCCCCGGAAGUCCACGAAGCGAUCACGCCCCCGUCGUCAGGCCCUCCUGUGACUGUGGCCGUGAGUACUGAUGAGCGGCGCGGUGAUGAGAUCGUGGUCGUCGAGCAUCCACCAUUGGCCGUGAAGAUGGAGGUGGAUGAGUCCGCAGAGGACGGGAUGCAGGAAGACGAUAUGGAAGAUAUGGACGAGGACGAUGAAAAUGAGGUUGAGGUGCGACUUGGGCCCGAUGGUCUGCGAUUGGUCGAGGACUCUAUCAACGAGAUCUUUGGCGACGAGACGGGCAGCAUCUGUGGGUUCUGCACUUUCAUCCGUGAUUCCGGGCUGCCCACAGAAGACAUCGACUUCACAAACAAGACGCUAGAGGAAAAGGUCGCACAUUGUAUUACCUCUCACCCCGACUCUUGGGACGCAUUUCGGCGUGCCGGCGGGGAAUGAUUGGUUUCUUGUUUCCAGUUUAUUCUUGACGAUUGUAGCUUUAACACCGUAGAUAUCUUGCUAUUUUGUUGUAUCGCAAUCAUUGUACACAUAAGGACACUAGCGCAUGAAUAUACUCGAUGCUUCUUGUCUUGCAACUUUCAUAUGUU
This is a messenger RNA of Mycena citricolor, 14511 nucleotides long. The record is from the annotation of a GenBank genome assembly. Lineage: Eukaryota; Fungi; Basidiomycota; Agaricomycetes; Agaricales; Mycenaceae.